Molecule: messenger RNA, 1308 nt
Organism: Solanum dulcamara
Lineage: Eukaryota; Viridiplantae; Streptophyta; Magnoliopsida; Solanales; Solanaceae
Product: cyclin-D4-2-like
Exons: 6
Coding region: 1-1005 (334 amino acids)
Biological process (GO): regulation of cyclin-dependent protein serine/threonine kinase activity; mitotic cell cycle phase transition
Cellular component (GO): cyclin-dependent protein kinase holoenzyme complex; nucleus; cytoplasm
Molecular function (GO): cyclin-dependent protein serine/threonine kinase regulator activity
Source: RefSeq, a predicted model, not a curated record
AUGGCACCAUCUAUGGAUUUUGUAAUUUCUGGCCUUUUUUGUGCUGAAUAUAAGAAUGCCAUUCUUGAAAACGUGUACGAUGAUGUUCGUACAUUGUUUCAUGAGAAUCAUCAAAACAGUCAGCAAACUCUGUGUUUGACUGCUGUGCCAUUUCAGAGUGAUGAUUGUGUGGCUAUAAUGAUUAAGAAAGAAUGUGAAUAUGUGCCUUGUGCUGAUUAUCUUGAAAUGUUGAAAAAUGGGGAAUUUGAUGUUGGGUCAAGAGAGCAAAUUCUUGAUUGGAUUUGCAAGGUUCAUUCACAGUUCAAAUUUGGACCAUUGUGUCUAUAUUUGUCUGUGAACUACCUUGAUAGGUUUCUUUCUGUCUUUGAGUUACCUGAGGAAAAAGAAUGGACAAUGCAGUUGCUUGGUAUAGCCUGUGUGUCUAUUGCUGCUAAAAUGGAAGAGAUUGAAGUUCCUCUAUCUAUAGAUUUACAGAUUGAGGAAACACAAUUUGUGUUUGAAGAAAGUACCAUACAAAGAAUGGAGCUUGUUGUGUUGAAAACAUUGAAUUGGAGAAUGCAUGCAGUUACACCAUUCUCAUAUAUUGAUUAUUUCCUCAAGAAGAUUAAUGGUGAACAAAUUGUUUCAAGAUCUUCAAUGUUAAAAGCUACUAAUCUCAUAAUAGGAACAUUGAAAGGAAUUCACUUCUUGGAAUUCAAGCCCUCUGAGAUUGCAGCAGCUGUGGCAAUCUAUGUGGUGAAAAAUGAGACAGGUGGCAUUGAGAAACCAACAUUUGCCCUGCUUCAACAAGUACAAGAGGAUAAAGUAAAGAAGUGUGUUGAAUUGAUUACAGAAUCAUCUUUGCUAAGUGACUUUGGUGCCUCAACUCUUGUGGUUCCUCCAAGUCCAACAGGUGUAUGGGAUGUUGCAAGUUCAAGUGACAUGAGUGAUGAUGAUGAUUCAAGUCCAAUUUUCCCAGAUGAUGAGCCAGCUACCAAGAGAAGGAUUGAUGAAAUGAUUGGAUGAAAUGAAUGAGUGAAACCUUAUCUUCGUCAUGCCAUUUGUUUUGAUUAAUAUUUGUGUCCAGAACAGUUUGGGCGCAGCGCGGGUCAAGUACUUUAUGGGGGUACAUUAGACUUCUUCAUAGCUAGAAAAAAGCCAAAAAAAAAAUAAAACAAGGAGAUUUAGGAAGGGGAAAUUGAGAAAAAAGACAAAAAAAAAAUUGUUCUUGCUUUAAGUAUUAGAAAGGUAAACUUUGUUUUAUGCUUGGGGCCAUAUAAAACAGUAAGGGGCAAAAUAGGAAGAAAAAUGUUGAGUUGUGUAAUUCAU